AUGAGCGGGGCUAAAGCAGAACCCACCGCUGCAAAAGCCGGCACCGCGGGUGCAGUCGCAGUGUCCAUCACAACCCACAGUAACACUGUACAGAUGGGCAUCUCCGAAAAAGCUUCCACGUUCAUUCAGGGGGUUGCCAUGGUUCUAUCGGGCUUCGUCAUUGCCUUUGUCAAGAAUUGGAAGUUGACACUUGUGACUGCUACUAUUCUGCCUACCAGUAUCUUGAUUUAUGGUAUCUCAAUCCCGAUCGAUAUCAAACUCGAGAAGGCUGUUAUGGCAGCGCAUGAGAAGGCUGCCGAACUCGCGGAGGAGGUGUUGACUAGUGUGCGUACGGCCAAGAGCUUCAAUGCCGAGAAGAGGCUUGGGGCGAAGUAUAAGGAACUUUUGGAACAGGGGAAGAGAGCUGGGCUCAGAAAGUCGCCUGUCUCCGGUGUCCAGUAUUUUGGGCUUUUCUUCGUUAUCUAUGCCGGCUACGCAAUCAGCUUCUGGUACGGUGUAAGAUUAUUCCAACAGGGCGAGAUUGAGGACUCGGGAACCAUUAUUACUGUUUACUUCGCCGUUGUAUUCGCGGUAAUGGCAUUCGGUGUUAUUGCCCCACCGAUUCAAUUGAUGAGCAAAGCCGCCUCGGCUUCAGCUAGUAUGUUUGAAGUGAUUGACCGCACACCCUCCAUCGAUUCCCUUUCUACGGAAGGACUGCAACCGGAAAAGUUCCCAUCCGGAGACCUCGAGUUCAGGAACGUCAAGUUUGCCUAUCCCGGCGGUGGAGAGCGAGAAAAGGUCAUUGUUCUCGGUGGUGAUCCGGACGACACGGAAAGUGGCGAGGGCAUGUCACUGUCGUUCCCGGAAGGCAAGACCACAGCUCUUGUUGGCCGCUCUGGCUCCGGAAAGUCAACUAUCGUCGGGCUUAUCGAGCGGUGGUACGAUCCUAAUGUGGGCAGUGUAAAUAUCGCGGGUAUCGACAUCAAGGAUCUGAAUCUCCGCUGGUGGCGUGGCAAAAUCGGUCUUGUGAUGCAGGAGCCAUUCCUAUUCAACGAGUCUGUCUUCAAAAACGUAGCUUAUGGUCUCACAGGUACAGAGUGGGAGCACAUUAGCGAUGAGGAAAAGCUGGUCAUGGUCAAAGAGGCCUGUGUCGAAGCGAAUGCCGCGUCCUUCAUCGAGGAAUUGCCAGAUGCGUAUGAGACUAGAGUUGGUGAGCAAGGUAUUAAGCUGUCCGGUGGCCAGAAGCAACGUGUAGCGAUUGCCCGGAGCAUCAUUUCGAAGCCACAGAUCUUGAUCCUUGAUGAGGCAACCAGCGCGAUUGAUCCUAGGAAUGAGAAAAUCGUGCAGGAGGCACUUGAUAGGAUAUCGAGGGGGCGUACAACUAUUACUAUCGCACAUCGAUUGAGUACUGUUAGGAAGGCGGAUACGAUCGUGGUUAUUGGUGCUGGGAAUGUUCUCGAAGUGGGCACUCAUGAAGAGUUGAUGGCUGAUCCUGAUGGUGCGUAUACACAGUUGGCUGAAGCAAUUGAGAGGGUCGAGACCGCGCAGGGUACUACUUCUCUUGAGAAGACUACUACUUGGAGGUCCAGACUGGGUGUUGCACGUGGAAAAGCUCCGGUUGUGGAUGAGGAAGCGGCGCCGGUGGCUGAGAAGGAAAAAGUCAAGGCGAUGGGAAUAUUACGCAGCGUGGGGUUGAUUAGUUGGGAGCAGCGACAUUUAUGGCCGAUUUAUCUCGUUGGCUUUGUUGGGUGUCUUGGUGGUGGUGCUGCGAUUCCAAUACAAGCGAUCCUCUUUGGGAAAUUCAUGGAAGGUUUCGAAAAACCCCUGAGUGUGGAUGAAUUCGUUCGACGCCAGAACCACUGGGCAUUGAUGUUCUUCAUCCUUGCAAUCGGCGCGGGUAUCACAUAUGCGCUUAUGGGCUCAAUGUUCACUUCGAUAACUCAUCACAUAAACGCCUACUACCGCUUCGAGUACUUUGAAAACGUCCUUCGCCUGGGAAUCCCGUUCUUCGAUGGGGAAGGGAACUCAGCGGGGACCUUAACGGCACAGCUAAAUACACAUCCAGCAGCGCUCCAAGAACUCUUAGGACCAAGUACGGGAUUAAUGAUCAUCUCAACAGUAAGCAUCAUCGGCUGUUGCAUUCUCUCUCUCUGCAUCGGUUGGAAGUUGGCAUUAGUAUGUAUCUGCGCUGCUCUUCCGUUCCUCUUUUUCGCGGGAGUCAUUCGUAUCCGGAUCGAGAUUGGCUUCGCCAAGGAUACAGCCGAGGUCUUUGAAGAAAGCGCGCAAUUCGCCAGUGAAGCCGUAGGCGCAUUCCGCACGGUCUCGUCACUGAUCAUGGAACAGAGCAUACGGGACCGCUACGACGUCCUCCUCAAGGGCCACGUGAAGAAGGCGUUUCGAAGAUCCGUCCUAGCGGCAGUAAUCUUUUCCGCGAGCGAGAGCAUGAACCUCCUUGCUACAGCCCUCUGCUUCUGUUCUUUGGACGUGAAUUUCAAGUAUCCGACCCGCGACACUCCCAUUUUCCAGAACCUCAGCUUGGAGAUCCCGGCAGGCUCUUUUGCCGCGUUUGUGGGUGCUUCGGGGUGCGGGAAGACUACCACUAUCUCUUUACUGGAACGCUUUUAUGAUCCCACUUCCGGCAGGAUCGAGGUUGACGGGGAGGACAUCACCAGCUUAGACGUGACAUCCUACCGCAACUCCGUGUCUCUGGUAGCGCAGGAACCAACCCUCUACGCCGGCACAAUCGCGGAAAACGUGCGCCUUGGCGCAACAACCACCUCUCCUCCGCCCACCGACGAAGAGAUAAUACAAGCCUGCAAAGACGCAUACAUCCAUGAGUUUAUAACCUCCCUGCCAGACGGGUACCAGACCAUUGUGGGCGCCAAGGGCAUGGGACUCUCGGGCGGUCAGAAGCAGCGUGUGGCCAUCGCCCGCGCGCUCGUGCGCAAGCCCAGGAUGUUGCUGCUCGACGAGGCGACGGCUAGUCUGGACAGCGAGAGCGAGCGCUUCGUACAAAAGGCAUUUGACCGUGCGAGGGUUGGAAGGACGGUCGUUGCUGUUGCGCAUAGAUUGAGUACUGUGCAGGCCGCCGACGUGAUUUUUGUGUUUGACGAGGGGAGGGUAGUGGAGUCGGGUAGACAUGGGGAGUUGGUUAAGUCCCGGGGGGUAUACUAUCAGAUGGUAUGUUCUUUUUCUCGCUGGAUUGAGUAUGGAGGUGCUAACAGUGGUGGGUGUAGUGCCAAGCUCAAGCUUUGGAUAACUAAUGUUUUCCGUCAUCCUAUAUUGUUGUAUCAUACGGUUCAACUUGGUCGGCAUCUCUUUGCUUUUUAA
This is a messenger RNA of Tuber melanosporum (Perigord truffle), 3309 nucleotides long. RefSeq lists its product as uncharacterized. Gene Ontology annotation, biological process: transmembrane transport. The record is from RefSeq and is a predicted model, not a curated record. Gene Ontology annotation, molecular function: ATP binding; ABC-type transporter activity; ATP hydrolysis activity. Bases 1 to 3309 code for a protein of 1102 amino acids. The transcript is spliced from 7 exons. Gene Ontology annotation, cellular component: membrane. Lineage: Eukaryota; Fungi; Ascomycota; Pezizomycetes; Pezizales; Tuberaceae.